CGGCGUCAAAGAGAAGGUCGAAAUCAGCGUUGAGGGCACAGCGAAGAUCGAGGAAUGUUGUAUCACUCGACCUUAUCGACUCAUUCGAGUUGAAAGAUGGUAGAAUGCAGUUUUGACCGGUGGCGCUGAGAGUUGUACCUGGGUCGAAAAUAAAUGCACGCUGGUUACUAGAAAAUGCUCGCUUAUCGAAACAAAGACCGCGAGAGGAUAAGAAUUCAAAGGGUCCCUCAGACGAAGAAGUUGCGACCGUUGCUGUAUGUAAAUUUUGUAUGGAAUUCCCAUUUUUUUGGUGGUUAUUUUGUAUGCGUUUCCAAUUUUUUUGGUGGUUCUUUUUGGACUCUGAAAUUGGUCGUGCGCUUCUGCAGAGUCCGCCGUCCGCAAGGCGGACUGCUGCAGAUUAAAAAAGAGGCUUUUCAGCCAACAAGGUGUCCAGGGCGCAGAGGCCCUGGCAAGUAAGAGAAAGGCUAAUAGCCUUCAAGUAGGGUCCCAGACUCUCUAUUGUCGUACAGGGUUGACGCUGCAAAGCUGUUGAUGGUAGUGAAAGAAACGGAGG
Mollisia scopiformis is the source of this 553-nucleotide messenger RNA. RefSeq lists its product as uncharacterized. The record is from RefSeq and is a predicted model, not a curated record. The transcript has a single exon. Bases 175 to 456 code for a protein of 93 amino acids. Lineage: Eukaryota; Fungi; Ascomycota; Leotiomycetes; Helotiales; Mollisiaceae.